AUGGAGCGGCGAAUGGACGCUGCUCUCCAGCAGAUUGAGCAAGAGGCCAGCCUGCGUACUGAUCGUCACAUUCAGGUCAUGCGCGAAGACAUGCACAAGUACGUGGAGGAUCGUUUCCAGGUAGCCAUUCGGCGCUCGGACGACACUGCGUUGGCGCUCGUACGAGAAGAGCUGAAAACCCGCCGUGCGGAUCACCACGACCCCAUCACACGGUCCGAACACGGGUUGUCGAGUUGGUCCGAGGGAUCCUGGAAAAGUACGAUAGCGCUACAAGGGUCCGUCAAGAACAGGAGCGCGAAGCGCUCACAGAUCGUGUUGAGGCGCGGCUUCGCGACGCGGUGGUAG
Phytophthora nicotianae INRA-310 is the source of this 345-nucleotide messenger RNA. RefSeq lists its product as hypothetical. The record is from RefSeq and is a predicted model, not a curated record. The transcript has a single exon. Bases 1 to 345 code for a protein of 114 amino acids. Lineage: Eukaryota; Oomycota; Peronosporomycetes; Peronosporales; Peronosporaceae.